AUGUCGUACAAGCAUCAACCGCAGCUUUCGAUCAAUUCGGUCCAGUCGAUCGUCGAGCCCACCACGCCCCCGCUGGGCCAGAUGAACAACCGGCAGAACCACCAGCGCACACACUCGCUCGACUUGUCUGGCUUCAACCAGUUCAUCUCCGGUAACUCGCCCAUGAUGCCCAUGACGCUGUCCCCGACCACACCCCCCGUGGUUGGCCCAGCUGCCUCGGGCAGCUCGCUUCCGGGUGCCCCCGCGGUCUCCACCGUCAACGGUGUCGCCAGGCCCAAGAUGAAGUCGUUGCCGUUGAUAAACGAGUUCGACCCUUCUUCGUCCUCCACGCUCUUGGGCGACGUCACCAGCAUGAACUCGCGCGUCUCCAUGCCGCUGCGCACCGUGAGUGGCUCCACCACCUCAUCGUCCACUUCCACCGCCAACUCGUUCGCUAACAACGCUGCUGACUUGAAUCUGAUCCCGCUCGAAGAGCUCGACUACGUCAAGCUCGCAACCGACCAAUUCGGGUGCCGUUUCCUGCAAAAAAAGCUCGAGUCUCCGCAAGAAUGUCAUACGGUGCGAGACCUCAUGUACCACCAAAUCCAUCCCUUUUUCUUGGAACUCAUUUUGGACCCAUUUGGCAACUAUUUGGUCCAAAAACUUUGCGAGUUCUUGACUACCGACCAAAAAACACAAUUGAUACAGGGCAUUUAUCCACAUGUGUUUCAGAUUUCCAUCAACCAAUACGGGACGCGCUCUUUGCAAAAGAUCAUCGAUACCGUUGAAACUGAGGCUCAAAUAGAUAUGAUCAUCAGAGGGUUUUCUCAGCAAUUCACCUCUAUCGACCAGGUUGUCGUCUUGAUAAACGAUUUGAAUGGGAACCAUGUGGUUCAAAAAUGCAUCUUCAAGUUCCCCCCUACCAAAUUCGAUUUUAUUAUCGACGCAAUCGUUGACCAAAGUAACAUUAUUAAGAUAUCCACACAUAAGCAUGGCUGUUGUGUUUUACAGAAACUCUUGAGUGUCUGUACUUUACAACAAAUUUUCAAAAUCUCAGUCAAGAUAAUCCAGUUCUUGCCCGGCCUGAUUAACGAUCAAUUUGGUAACUACAUCAUCCAAUUCCUAUUAGAAAUCAAGGAACUGGAUUUCUACUUGUUGGGUGAAAUCUUUAACAAACUUUCUAAUGAAUUAUGCCAACUAUCUUGUCUCAAAUUUUCUUCCAACGUGGUUGAAAAAUUCGUCAAGAAAUUGUUCAAUAUUGUGGAAAUCGCUUUGACGUCAGCCGCUGAAGAAACUAAUGACGAUGUGACGGGUGCAGCAAUGAAGAUUUUGCUCACGGUUAUCGACAUCUUCACGGCAAACUUGAAUAUUUUGAUCAGGGACAAUUUCGGAAACUACGCCUUACAGACCUUGUUAGAUGUCAAAAACUACUCAAAUUUAUUAGAAUACCCUGGGAAUCCAUUUGUGCACACUUCAACUAAGUUCAUGGAGUUCGGACAUGAGUUUACUUUGAAAGUUGGUAAUUUGGUGGUCUUGACUAAAGAAUUGUUACCAUCUAUUAAAACAACAUCUUAUGCAAAGAAAAUCAAAUUGAAAAUCAAGGCUUAUGCUGAACUUACUGGUGUAUCUUUCACAGAUAUAACUCCUAAAAAAGGAAGCUAUAACCAUAAUCACAAUGGCCACAAUUUUAACCACAAUCAUAACAGUAACAACCACAGCAACGGCAACAGCCAUAACAACAAUAACAGCCAUAAUCAUGGCAACACCCACAACAGCAAUCAUAACAGUUCCCACAACAACCAUAGUGGUAACCAUCAUCAUCGCAAGCAACACUCGCGCCAUUAUUCCUUGCCUGCGAAUGCUUAUCGCCAUCGCAGAAAUAGUAGCUCGAUGUCUGUUUCUUCCACGAUGGCACAACCCUCCCAGCCUCAAGCUUUAGGUUUUAGCGGUAGUCAAAAUAGUAGCGCUGGAAAUAUUAAUGGUCAAUUUGCCUAUCUUAAUGAGCAUGCAUCUGGCUCAUUUACGCAACCUCCUACUAGUCAGAUCUUCCCACCACAACAGCCUCAAGCAUCGCUUUACAUGAACAAUCCAUACCUUAAUGUUCCUAAUGCCUCUACUACCGUUAACAGUUUUGCAUUUCAUGAACCACAACAACCGCUGCAAAUUACAGGUGUUCAAGAGAAUCAGUCUUCAAAUUUCUUAAAUCCAGGAAAACAUUACACUCCUCAAGCGGCAAAUAUGUUUAUGAGCGGUAAAGAUUUCCAAAACAUGAACUUUGGUAACUCAUUCUAUUGA
This is a messenger RNA of Lachancea fermentati, 2274 nucleotides long. NCBI's taxonomy places the organism in Eukaryota, Fungi, Ascomycota, Saccharomycetes, Saccharomycetales, Saccharomycetaceae. The record is from the annotation of a GenBank genome assembly.